Messenger RNA from Drosophila bipectinata, 8272 nucleotides. It is a transcript of the gene sick, whose product is annotated as sickie. Gene Ontology annotation, biological process: neurogenesis; nervous system development. Gene Ontology annotation, molecular function: ATP binding; ATP hydrolysis activity; protein binding. NCBI's taxonomy places the organism in Eukaryota, Metazoa, Arthropoda, Insecta, Diptera, Drosophilidae. The record is from RefSeq and is a predicted model, not a curated record.
UUCGUUACCGCGUUCUCCAGGAUAUCUUGAAGUUCCUGGUUUUGUAUGAAGAUUUAUGAAACCAUUAAUUUGGCCAAAACGCUGAAAAAAUGUUGUGAAAUAUCCAGAGUGAGAAAGCAGUGCUAAGACCUUUGAAAGAGUGAUGAAAUCCUAAAAUGUCCAGACCAGAUCGCAAUGCCAACGAGGAAAACCAUUUGGGCGCAAAGCCCAAGGCCCACACUUCGGCCCAGAGGAUACUCCAGGACAACUACAUGGAGCUGGAGUUUGUGGCACCGGAGCCGUCCACCAGGUACCCUGAUCUUCCGGUCAGCUAUGCCACCAGCCUGGUGGUGGGGCCACCGCCCUACCGCGACCCACCCCCACCAACUCCGCCUCCGUUGUCCCAGAUGCCCUCGCGUCUGCUCCACUCGGCCCCGAACACUCCCAGUCGGGGCAAGGUCGUCCUCAGCAAAAAGGAGCGCAAGGAGCUGGGCAAGCAGCUGGGCAUAGACGAGGCCUCCAUCCUCGGUACCAACAGCAGCAGCAGUGUCCAGUCGAGUCCCUACAAGGGCCGGGUGAGUGAGCUCAAGAACUGCAUUGCCCGGGGACUCUUUGCCACUUUGCAUCGCGGCUCCCAGAAGACCUUGCCGCAGGCGGAGGAUCGAGCAAUCAGCCAUGAGAUCUCUCCACCUCCUCCUGCUCCGGAAUCGGCCAAUAACAAUGAAGAUGCCGCCGACUACUCCGAGAAACUGAAGAACCUUCCAGUGCGGCAACGGAAGGUGGCCACCUCGCAUAUGGAGAACUACUGCCUCUUCGAUCCCGUAGACUUUAUCAACGAGAAGGCGAUGCGAUAUCCCAGCUCCAACAACCAUGGCCUCAGAGAUCCCCUUUUCAGCUCCAGACAGCAUUUGGUCUGCGAAGACGAGGACGAGCUAGUGCCGGAGGUCAUAUACGACAACGAAGAACUGGAGCUGGAAGAGACCAUCAUCAUAGAGACCUCGGCUCUGCCAGAAGCGGAAACAGAGGCCGAUCCGAGAGCAGAAAGCUCCGGAAUCCUAGCCAGCUUUGAUCAUCACAAUUACUUUAUUAUAGAACCUGGUGGUGAGCUGAGCAUGGACAUAGGAAUACCCAAUCCUUACACCAACGAGAAGCUGGUGAACGCCAAGCUGGAGCAGCAGAAUCUGGAAAAGCUCUUCAGCGAGCUGGAGAACACCAGCACGAGCAUGUCCAACAGCCAGGAGUCCAAGGACACGGAGACGACAUCCACAGCCCUGGUGGAGUCAUCCACUUCCACCAACUCGAACAGUUCGGCCGGAAGCUGUUCUUUGGCCAAUCCCGGCCAGCAAUCGGUUAAGAAGAAGCUGACCUUUCUGAAUCUCUCGCCCUUUCGGAGUGGCAAGAAGAACGGAGGCAAGUGUGGUACAUCGGACCAGCAACGCGCCAUCUCGGAGCUGGUCAGCACGGAUCACAUGCUGCACUUGCAGCAACUGCUUCUGGAACAGCGCAAGGACCAGCGAUCGAACACGGUGCCUGCCGAGUCCAACUAUGUGCUGUUCAAUCCCGGUCCGGUGCCCAGUCGCCAUGUCCAGUACAAGAUACGGAAGCCGCGGCCCUUGUCCACGCACAGCGAUGCCGACAGUGGCUUCCUGUCCCCCUGCUCGCCGGACGAGAUGAAGGCCAAUCCGGCCAUUCUGGUGCUGCAGCAGUGUGACAGUGUUCAAGGAUAUAUGGAGAUCUACACAGACUGGGCCAACUACUACUUGGAACGUGCCAAAUCAAAAAGGAAAGUCACCGACCUCUCGGCCGACUGUCGCGAUGGCCUCCUACUGGCCGAAGUCAUCGAGGCGGUUACCACCUUCAAGGUGCCCGAUCUGGUCAAAAAGCCAAAGAGUCAACAGCAAAUGUUUGACAACGUCAACUCGUGUUUGCAUGUGCUGCGAAGUCAGUCGGUUGGCGGCUUGGAGAACAUCACCACGAAUGACAUCUGUGCCGGUCGUCUGAAGGCGGUCCUGGCCCUGUUCUUCGCCCUCAGCCGGUUCAAGCAGCAGGCCAAGCAGACGAAAUCGAUUGGCGUCGGUUGUGGCAGCGGCGGCGGCGGAGGAGUUGGAUCCUCGACGGCUCUAUCCGGAGGUUCGGUUCUGGGAAUCGGCUUGGGCGGCAGCUUGAGGCCCCCAGGUGCCAGUCUUCACCUGACUGAUAAAAAUCAGCAAGAACAGCAGCAGCAGCAACAAACCCCACAACAGUUGGCCGCCCAGUCUUUGGAAAACGGCAAUGAAAUGGUGAACCGGCAAAUUGCACCCGCCUACACAAAGGUCAAUGGCGGCACCGCCAUCCCCCUGCCAGCCACCGUGAUGGUGCAGCGUCGCUGUCCGCCGGACAAAGUGCGUCCGCUCCCGCCCACACCAAAUCAUACGCCAUCGAUACCGGGCCUGGGGAAGAGCGGAAGUGAUUUCCAUUCAAGCCGUCCAAACAGUCCGCCCACCAGCAAUCACACGAUCCAGAGCCUCAAAGGCGGCAACAACAAUAGCCUGCGCCCGCCGAGCGUGAAGAGCAAUCACCAGAGCGGGAUUCCCUCGCCGAGCAGUCCGCAAACCGCUCCUGUCCAGAAGCACUCCAUGCUGGACAAACUGAAGCUGUUCAACAAGGAGAAGCAGCAGAAUGCAGCCAACGCCGCCUCGGUGGUUAGCAAGUCGCAGAUCCAGUCGAAGCGAACCUCCUCCUCCUCGGGAUUCAGUUCGGCCCGUUCCGAGCGCUCCGACUCCAGCCUAAGCCUGAACGAUGGCAGCCACGGAAACUCCCAGCUGAAGCCACCCAGCAUCAGUGUGGGUGCCCAGAAGGCUCCGCCGCCCAAGACCAAGCAGUCUAAGCUGCUGGCUGCCCAGCAGAAGAAGGAUCAGGCCAACAACAAGGCCAGGCUGGACAAGAAGGAAAAGAGCCCGGCGAGGUCCUUGAACAAGGACAAGGACGAGUCAGGCAACGAGUCGCGCAGCUCCACUAUGGGAAGAACCAGCAAGAGCUCCGGCCUGGCCCGGGGAAUAGGAGGUGUUGAGAAGAACACCCCCAAGACGGCCUCCAAGUCGUCUCUGCACUCCAAGUCCGACUCGAGGAGCUCCUUAAAGGCGCCCCAGCUUCUGCAGAGUCCCAGUGGCACUGGCUUGCCUAAGCCCAUUGCGGCUAUCAAGGGCACCAGCAAGCUCCCACAAUUGGGGGCAAAUCCAGCACUGCCAACCCCCGUGACAGAGCCACCUCCUCCAAUGCAACCGCAAAUGUUGAAGCGCGAAAACAGCAACAUAUCAGAGAACAUAUCCCAACCGGGAAUGGGUCAACCACCCGUUACACAUAUCCUCAAGGCGGCAGCUCAACCGCCACCUCCACAACCCUUCUAUGCCAACAGCCAGAGCGGCUAUCUUAGUGAACCCAGCACUCCACAGCAUAGCUCCGGAAUCUACGGCAGCAGUCGCCUCCCACCUCCCAAGUCUGCCCUGGGUGCCCCACGGAAACUGGAGUACAAUGCCGGACCCCACAUACUGGCCCGACCACCGGGAAUGCAGCGACCUCUGGUCAAUUCUGCUCCAAACACCCCCACUGCCUCGCCAAACAAGUUCCACACCAUACCCUCCAAAAUCGUAGGCACCAUCUACGAAACCAAGGAGGAGCAGCUCUCCCAGCUGCCACCACUGCCCCACCAGGAGCAGCAAACUUCGGUGCUGCCUAUGCGGCCGCUGCUCCGGGGCUACAACUCGCAUGUGACCCUGCCCACAAGGGGCGCUCGCGGUGGCCACCACCCCCACCAGUCCUACCUAGACUUUUGCGAAUCGGACAUUGGCCAGGGCUACUGCAGCGAUGGGGAUGCCCUGCGCGUGGGUAGCUCUUCUGCGAGCACACGCUUCCAAGACAUCGACAACGGAUACCUCUCAGAGGGCAGCAGCGGGCUGCACGGUCCAACCUCCUCCGGCGACGGUAUCUCCCACGGCAAGCACUUCCUUAGCAUGAUGCGGGCACGAACUCAACUGCCCACAACCAUCGAAGAAAGAAUUCGCAAUAGUCGAGGCUCUUUGGACAGCAUCGGAACCGCCGCGAACGGCAGCUCUGCAGCCAGCCAGGCCAGCUCCAGCGGCGGCUCCACCACCACCCACAGCCACGCCCACUCCCACAGCAGCAACAACAACAAUAACAAUAAUAACAACAACAACGGAGGAGGCGGUAAAAUGGAUGGGAGUCCCCAUCAUAGGCCAGGAUCUCGAAAUGGACGCGAUAACUGGAGCAAGAUGCCCGAACCACUCAAUGGACAUAAAUCGGAGAAGUCCUCGCCCUCUCGCCGCAGCAUGGGCGGUGGCAGUGGCAGUUCCUCUAAGCAGGGCUCCCCCUCCUCCUCGCGAACAAAGGGUGUGCCGCCCAGUUUUGGAUAUGUGAAGCGAGCUAACGGAAGCAUUGCCUCCACUGCCGAACAGCAGAACAUUGCCAUGUUAAUGGCCGGUGCCGGAGGUGGCGGAGGCGUGGCAGUGCCCAAUGGUCUGCCCUGUGGACGUACUGCCCACGUCUCGGCGGUGCCAAGGACGGCAGGUGGACGCAAAAUCGCCGGCGGGACCCAAACCCUGCCCAACGAUAUGAACAAGCUACCGCCAAAUACUCAGCAUCGUAGCUUCUCCUUGACGGGACCAACGGCCACCCAACUCAGCCAGUCCAUAAGGGAGCGUCUGGCCACAGGAUCGCACAGUCUGCCCAAGCCCGGCAGUGAUCUGCAUGUCUUUCAGCACAGAAUUUCCAAUCGCCCUGGCGCCCGCCACGAUGGAUCCCUCUCCGACACCCAAACCUACUCGGAGGUCAAACCGGAGUACAGCUCGUAUGCCAUGUGGCUGAAGCACAGCAACACGGCCGGCAGUCGCCUGUCCGACGGAGAGUCCAUCGAGCAGCUGCAGAUCGGCUCGCCCGCCAUGACCCGACAUGGCCACAAGAUGAUCCACAACCGAUCCGGACCGGGGGCUGGCCAAAUGCCGCUCUCGGGCAAUGAGUCCCCCUAUGUCCAAAGUCCCCGCAUGAACCGCAGCAACAGCAUAAGAUCCACGAAAUCAGAGAAAAUGUAUCCCUCGAUGCUGAGCCGUGGCGGCGACGUGGAAAUCGAGCCGUACUACUGCCUGCCGGUGGGCACCAACGGCGUCCUUAGUGCUCAAAUGGCAGCUGCCGUGGCGGCCCAGUCCCAGGCAGCGGCCCAGGGCAAUCCAGGUGGCACGGUAGGUGGUGUAGCCUGGAGUCAGCCCACCUCGCCCACACCCCUUGCCCGAGGCCCCUUUGCGUCGGCGGCCGCCGUUGCCGCUGCUGCCGGAGUGCUUUCACCCACCCACGGAGCCACCGCGGUGGCAGGUCUGGUGGGAGGGGCUGGAGCUGGCGGGACCAUCGUUGGACAUAGGCUCACAUAUCCCAAGAAAAAUGACGAAGUUCACGGCAGUGCCGCCUCCUUGCUGUCCGGAGGCAGCUCCUUGUACGGCUCCGCGGAGGAGCGACAGGCGCAUGAGAUCCGCAGACUGAAACGCGAACUGCAGGAUGCCCGGGAUCAGGUGCUCAGCCUGAGCAGCCAGCUGUCAACCAACGCCCAUGUGGUCACCGCCUUCGAGCAGUCCCUGUCGAACAUGACCAACCGGCUCCAGCAGCUGACGGCGACGGCGGAGCGCAAGGACGGGGAGCUGACGGACAUGCGCCAGACCAUCGAGCUGCUACGCAAGCAGUCCAUCCAGGCGGGACUGACCACGGCCCACAUGCAGAGCAUGGGGGUGCAGACCCAGGGUCAGGGUCAGCCAGGGUCGGACCAGAAGCCGCCGUCCUCAGGAGCCUUGCGUCCCACCAAUGGAAACGGGACAGUGGGUGUGGGCAUGCAGCGCCAGCACAGCACGGACUCUAUGUGCUCCCUGAACUCCAUCAGUUCUGGAUGCUCGGCGGCCCAGGACAAGAACAAGGCCAACAAGAAGAAGGGCUGGCUAAGGAGCAGCUUCACCAAGGCCUUCUCGCGCAACGCCAAGAUCUCAAAGACCAGUCGCCAUGUGGGGCAUCACCACCAGCACCACCACAAUCAAACCCAGCCUCAGGAUCAGCAUACGCUCGGAAAAUUGUCGAAUGGCAUAAAUGGUGAGCCUCUGGGCCUCGCGGCUCUGGCCACUCAGCCACCUCCUCCUCUUCCAAACAGUAAACAGGGCAGUCCGGCCAAGACGGUCACCCUGAUCGACAACGCCAAGCCCAUCGACGCCAUCGAUCAGGAGGAUCAGCAGGUGGUCGAGGACUUGAAGAAGCAGCUUCGGGAAAAAGACCUCGUCCUCACCGAUAUUCGCCUGGAGGCCCUAAGCUCGGCUUCCCAGCUGGAGAGCCUCAAGGAGAUGAUGAACAAGAUGCGGGCCGAGAUGAACUCCCUGAAGCAAAACAACGAACGCCUCCAGAAGCUAGUGACCACCCGCUCCUUGGCUGGUUCGGAGGCAAGUCUGGGUCAGGCCAUCAGUCCCAAUGGCUCGGUGGCCGGCAGCUCAGAGGUUUCCAGACGCUAUUCCCUGGCCGAUAGCACCAAUCGGCCACCCAUGGAGCUUCCAGCCCGCCUUAGCGAGGAACUGGAGCUGGAGGAGGAUUGUCUGCCUCCGGCACCGGCCCCUGAGCCACCACCACCACCGGCUCCGAACGGCAACGGCGGUGUGGCCCCUCUGAGCCCCAGCACCCACAUUGAUCUGACUCCACCACCACCCGCUCUGGAGGCUGCUCCUCUGGCAAGUCCUGUUCACAUGCCAAGCACCACCGAAGAGUUGACUGAUGUGUGUGACGGCAAGAAGAUCGCAAUUUCCUGCUACUUGGGCCAGCCGGACGCCUUCGCCAAAUACUGCGAGGAGCUGCAGGAGCUGGACGGUUUCUAUGCCAACGGUCACGACCUGGAUGCUCAGUCCCAGUCGGAGCGCAAGGCUAACUUUGCCGCCGCCAGCUGCAACGAAUUCGUGAUCGCUUGCACCUACAUCUCUGGCAAGACCACCUGGCAGAACCUGGACUACGUGGUGCGCAAAACCUUCAAGGACUACGUUGCUCGCAUCGAUCCGGGCACCAACCUGGGACUGAAUACCGAUUCCAUUACCUCGUACCACUUGGGCGAGGCGAAGCGCGGUCCCGAGAUGGGCUUCCCGGAGCUGCUGCCCUGCGGCUACAUUGUGGGCAGUGUGCGUACUCUGUACAUCUGCCUCCAGGGCGUGGGCAGCCUGGCCUUCGAUAGCCUCAUUCCCCGGAGCAUCGUGCAUCGAUACAUCAGUCUGCUCACAGAGCACCGUCGCCUGAUCCUGUGCGGGCCAAGUGGCACUGGAAAGUCCUACCUGGCUCGCCGUCUGGCCGAGUUCUUGGUAGCACGAGCAGGUCGUGGAAAUCCUUCCGAAGCCAUAGCCACAUUCAAUGUUGACCACAAAUCCUCAAAGGAUCUGCGUCAGUAUUUGGGCCACAUUGCCGAGCAGGCUGCCAUAGCCAACGGCGCCUCAGAACUCCCCUCUGUGAUCAUUCUGGACAACCUGCACCAUGCCUCCGCCUUGGGCGAUGUCUUCUCCUGUCUGCUCAGUGCUGGUCCAGCUACCAAGCUGCCCUGCAUCAUUGGCACCAUGUCGCAGGCCACCUGCAACACCACCAAUCUCCAACUGCACCACAACUUCCGAUGGGUGCUAACUGCCAAUCACAUGGAGCCCGUGAAGGGAUUCCUGGGCCGGUUUCUGCGCCGCCGCCUCUUCCAGCUGGAACUGCAGACACAGCAUCCUCAGCCGGAACUGGCGACUGUCCUGGCCUGGUUGCCCACCGUGUGGCAGCACAUCAACCGAUUCCUGGAGGUACACAGCUCCAGCGAUGUGACUAUCGGUCCUCGACUGUUCCUCGCCUGUCCACUAGAUCUGAAGGACUCCCAGGUGUGGUUCACCGAUAUCUGGAACUACCACCUGUCGCCCUACUUGGUGGAAGCUGUCCGCGAAGGUGUGCAGCUCUACGGACGUAGGGGAGGUGCCUGGAAUGACCCUUCGGCCUUUAUCAGGAACUCGUAUCCCUGGCCUUACGGUCCGGAUUCGGUGCCACCUCUGCGCCAAAUCAAUGCCGAGGAUGUGGGCCUCGAAGGAGUGGCCUUGGUCAACGGCGAACAGCAAGAUCCUUUGCUCAAUAUGCUGAUGCGCCUGCAAGAGGCAGCCAACUACUCGGAGGCACAGGACCAGGAGUCCGAUUGCGCUAGUCUGGACUCCAAUGUGACGCCCGACAGUUCGGCGGGCGCCGAGUAAGCAGCAACCACUUCUUACAUGCCAAAUUU